Molecule: messenger RNA, 438 nt
Organism: Lactuca virosa
Lineage: Eukaryota; Viridiplantae; Streptophyta; Magnoliopsida; Asterales; Asteraceae
Source: the annotation of a GenBank genome assembly
AUGGCUGGACUUUCUGCUGACCCAGAAACAUUCUCAAAAAACCGUGAGCUUGAAGUCAUCCACUGCAGGUGGGCCAUGCUCGGAGCUCUUGGGUGCGUCUUCCCGGAGCUCUUGGCUCGUAAUGGUGAGGCUGUUUGGUUCAAGGCAGGAUCACAGAUUUUCAGUGAAGGUUACAGAAUUGCAGGUGGACCCUUGGGUGAGGUUGUUGACCCGCUUUACCCUGGUGGUAGCUUUGACCCGUUAGGGCUUGCUGAUGAUCCAGAGGCUUUUGCUGAGUUGAAGGUGAAGGAGAUCAAGAAUGGAAGACUUGCUAUGUUCUCCAUGUUUGGGUUCUUUGUUCAAGCCAUUGUUACAGGAAAGGGACCAUUGGAGAACCUUGCUGAUCCCGUUGCCAACAAUGCUUGGUCUUAUGCCACAAACUUUGUACCCGGAAAGUGA